Molecule: messenger RNA, 2640 nt
Organism: Lemur catta (Ring-tailed lemur)
Lineage: Eukaryota; Metazoa; Chordata; Mammalia; Primates; Lemuridae
Gene: TP73
Product: tumor protein p73
Exons: 14
Coding region: 120-2033 (637 amino acids)
Biological process (GO): apoptotic process; protein tetramerization; regulation of transcription by RNA polymerase II
Cellular component (GO): nucleus
Molecular function (GO): RNA polymerase II cis-regulatory region sequence-specific DNA binding; DNA-binding transcription factor activity, RNA polymerase II-specific; protein binding
Source: RefSeq, a predicted model, not a curated record
CACUGCCCGCCUGCGGGAGCCACGAGCCACAGGCCUCCUGGCCACCUCCACCCGGCCCCACAGACCCUCCGGUGCCCAGGCUUGGCCAAGAGUGAGCUCCCCUCGGGCAGCUCGGGAAGAUGGCCCAGUCCACUGCCACCUCCACGGACGAGGGAGCCACGUUCGAGCACCUCUGGAGCUCUCUGGAGCCAGACAGCACCUACUUCGACCUUCCCCAGUCGAGCCGGGGGAACAGCGAGCUGGUGGGCAGCGCGGAGGCCAGCAUGGACGUCUUCCACCUGCAGGGCAUGACCACGUCCGUCAUGGCCCAGUUCAAUCUGCUCAGCAGCACCAUGGACCAGAUGGGCAGCCGCGCGGCCCCGGCCAGCCCCUACACCCCGGAGCACGCGGCCAGCGUGCCCACCCACUCGCCCUACGCCCAGCCCAGCUCCACCUUCGACACCAUGUCCCCGGCGCCUGUCAUCCCCUCCAACACCGACUACCCCGGCCCCCACCACUUCGAGGUCACUUUCCAGCAGUCGAGCACAGCCAAGUCGGCCACUUGGACGUACUCCCCGCUGCUGAAGAAGCUCUACUGCCAAAUCGCCAAGACGUGCCCCAUCCAGGUCAAGGUGUCCACCCCGCCGCCCCCGGGCACAGUCAUCCGCGCCAUGCCUGUUUACAAGAAGGCGGAGCAUGUGACCGACAUCGUGAAGCGCUGCCCCAACCACGAGCUCGGGAGGGACUUCAAUGAAGGACAGUCUGCCCCGGCCAGCCACCUCAUCCGCGUGGAAGGCAACAAUCUCUCGCAGUACGUGGACGACCCCGUCACCGGCAGGCAGAGUGUCGUGGUGCCCUACGAGCCCCCACAGGUGGGGACGGAAUUCACCACCAUCCUGUACAACUUCAUGUGCAACAGCAGCUGCGUGGGGGGCAUGAAUCGGCGGCCCAUCCUCAUCAUCAUCACCCUAGAGACCCGGGAUGGACAGGUGCUGGGCCGCCGGUCCUUCGAGGGCCGCAUCUGCGCCUGUCCGGGCCGAGACCGCAAAGCCGACGAGGACCACUACCGCGAGCAGCAGGCCCUGAACGAGAGCUCCGCGAAGAACGGCGCCGCCAGCAAGCGCGCGUUCAAGCAGAGCCCCCCAGCUGUCCCCGCCCUGGGCACCGGCGUGAAAAAGAGGCGGCACGGGGACGAGGACACGUACCACCUGCACGUGCGAGGCCGGGAGAACUUUGAGAUCCUGAUGAAGCUCAAGGAGAGCCUGGAGCUGAUGGAGCUGGUGCCGCAGCCGCUGCUCGACUCCUACCGGCAGCAGCAGCAGCUCCUGCAGAGGCCGAGCCACCUGCAGCCUCCAUCCUACGGGCCGGUGCUGUCGCCCAUGAGCAAGGUACACGGGGGCGUCAACAAGCUGCCCUCCGUCAACCAGCUGGUGGGCCAGCCCCCCUCCCACAGCUCGGCCGCCGGGCCCAGCCUGGGGCCCAUGGGCCCCGGGGUGCUCAGCAACCACAGCCACGCCCUGCCAGCUAACGGUGAGGCCAGCGGUGGCCAUGGUGCCCAGCCCAUGGUCUCGGGGUCCCACUGCACUCCACCACCCCCCUACCACGCCGACCCCAGCCUCGUCAGUUUUUUGACAGGAUUGGGCUGCCCCAACUGCAUCGAGUAUUUCACCUCCCAGGGGUUACAGAACAUUUACCACCUGCAGAACCUGACGAUUGAGGACCUCGGGGCCCUGAAGAUCCCCGACCAGUACCGCAUGACCAUCUGGCGAGGCCUGCAGGACCUGAAGCAGGGCCACGACUACGGCCAGCAGCUGCUGCGCUCCAGCAGCAACGCGGCCACCAUCUCCAUCGGCGGCUCGGGGGAGCUGCAGCGGCAGCGGGUCAUGGAGGCCGUGCACUUCCGCGUGCGCCACACCAUCACCAUCCCCAACCGCGCCGGCCCGGGCGGGGGAGCGGGCCCCGACGAGUGGGCCGACUUCGGCUUCGACCUGCCUGACUGCAAGUCCCGCAAGCAGCCCAUCAAGGAGGAGCUGGCGGAGGGCGAGAUCCACUGAGGCCACGGAGCCGGGGCGGGCUGGGGCCGCCCUUCUCCCUCCUGGUAAAGCCGCCGCAGGAGCAGGACCUCUGGGCUGUGCCUGGGGAGAGGGGGCCUCAGCGAAGCCACCCACGGACAGCCUGCAUGGCCCCCACGGAACAUUCUGGAGCUGCCCUGGCGGUGUGCUCUUGAGGGCCAGGCGCGGGGACACUGAGGCCAGGGCCGCCGCUGCCCUCUCAGCCCUGCCACUGUGCAGGACGCCGCGUGGGCGCGGUCCUCCUGCCUGCACCUGGGGACCUCCGACCCAGCGAGGUCCUUCCAGACAGAAGGACCCUCUCUGCUGACAGGCUGCCAAAAAGUAUUUUCCGGUUCGGGGCAGCAGGGAGCAGCCGAGACUGCGACAAGCGCCCGUUUCCAGGAAACGGCCGGACUGUCUCUUUGCCCGGGGCGAGGGCGCCCUCUGCGGGCGCGAGAGGGGCCUGCACGGCCGGCCGCGGCUGCAAGACACAGCGAGGAGGCGGCACCGGGCGCACGUGCCUCCCCGGGACCCCUCAGCAGACGGACUGCAGGCAUGUGCCCAGAAUCCCGGAAACUGUCAAUAUUUGAUAAAAUUAUAUCCUUUUCUA